Messenger RNA from Drepanopeziza brunnea f. sp. 'multigermtubi' MB_m1, 756 nucleotides. The record is from RefSeq and is a predicted model, not a curated record. Lineage: Eukaryota; Fungi; Ascomycota; Leotiomycetes; Helotiales; Drepanopezizaceae.
AUGACGGAAAGUACUAAGGACUGUGACUUUGAACAGUUCCUGUCGGCCAAAAAGUCACUUCUUGCCUCUUCGCCCCCAACGCUCUACGGACCUCGCCAUCAUGUCUUACCUCUAACAUCAAUAAUCCUCCAUGGCCCUAGAGAUCGGCCAUCACUUUCCACGCGCACAUCUCCACGUCCUCCACAGCCAGCCCGCCUCCACCACCACGCCACUCUUCUUCGUCACAUACCGCCUAUCAUCCGGAUCCCCACCGACUGCCGAGGAGAACACCCGCACGUCAAGCAUCUGAAGCCCUCCAGUCUUCCGAGCCCCGCGCCCAACUCCCAACUCCUAACGGCGGAGGAACCGGUGUGGCAACCAGGCUCGCGGCGCGGCGGUCAACGUCCGCUGCUGCUUCGACGUCGGGUGGAGCACGCCGAGGGAACGGCUUUCUUGGCUUCCUCGGUGGCGCGUCGGCUUGGAUCACAGUGUCGUCGUCCCGGCGAUUAUCGUUUGCGGCACCAAGUCGCGCGUGCCGGGGGGAACAUAGCGGCCAACGAAGGCAAGAAUCACACAUCCCCGGCUAUCCUGUCCAACAAUUUGAUCCCUGAGUUCAAGUCUACUAGCGUCGGGAGAGUUGGACACGUUGCUUUCAAAUCCUACAACCGGGAUACGACCGCGAUACAGCCAGAUGGGCUUGAUCUGUUCUACAAACCGUCAUGGUGGCGUCCACCCGAUGAAAUCAGAGAAAAGCCAAGUUUCGAUAAAAGACCGUAG